Messenger RNA from Pocillopora damicornis (cauliflower coral), 4321 nucleotides. RefSeq lists its product as uncharacterized. The record is from RefSeq and is a predicted model, not a curated record. NCBI's taxonomy places the organism in Eukaryota, Metazoa, Cnidaria, Anthozoa, Scleractinia, Pocilloporidae.
CUUCAUUUGCAGUUUCUAAAAAUAAAAACAGUUCGUCAUGAUUGACAUUCUAAGCCUUCAAUUCGGGUGGCCAAAUGAAAGCUCUCGAUAUAAUUGGAUUCCGUUUGUCCAUGAAAAUAUAACUUACUUAGGGUAUGUAUUUUUCUUUGGAAUGGGAACAAGACUAACUACUUCUCAGCUUCGUUUAGCCAUUUUUGGAGAUACACGUGCAGUAAACAAAGAACUAUAAAAUUUGUGAGAAAGGUAUGAUUAACUAUGAUUUCCGAUGAAGAGACACCUAUGAGGUGCGUUACUUUAGGAACAUACAUUUUCCAUAAAAAGAAAAAAAAAGAAGACGGGGCCAAUUUCUUUCCUUCGAUCUCCCUUGCAGUGUCAAAUUCAAAAUACUAUGUAGACUUCCUCGACGAUCUUAGGUUAUUACAUGCAAUUUUAGAAAUAGUCUCAAUUUGGCACGGUGACAAUCCAACAUGGCGCUUGAUUUCCUGCAAAUCAUAGACUAACAGACUAUUUUAAUCACGAUCUUUCCUUAAAGUGGAAUUUCAAAACUUAAUAAACACACUUCCAUCGAAGGGUUUUUCUUUUAUUGCGGUGUAUCAGAGUUAUUUAGCUCAGGCUGAGAGAUUACAUUAUAUUGUCUUGGAAUGUUAUGUCAUGCUGAUCUGCAGCGCGCUCAAUAUCCCCGAUCUACCUUCAGAAUUUAAGCCAGAUCUUACGCAACUCAGAUUUUUGCGGAACUGUUGUUAGUAUGAUACUGGCGCAAGAGAGGACAAAGUCCAGUCUUUAUUGGCGUAUACAAGGCUUAAAAAAAAAACUAGAGUGAAAAAUAAGAAAAAGGGGUAAUUAUAUUUUCAGUGAGACAAGUGCGAUGACAAAGCGUUUUUGUUCCUCUAGGCCAUCCAAUCUAACCAAUUAAGAACAUGAUUGCAAUUGCAUAAAAAAAAUAACAGCACGUCCAAAUAUACUUUUCGUUUUUCUUUUUUAAUUUGGAAAGCAAAGCAGCAGUCUUAAAUUAUAAACCAUUACAAAUUGGUUCGGCAUGAAUUUGUGAAUGGCAUUAUAAUUCCGACUGUUUAUUUUCUUGUGUCUGAAUAUUAUUUAUUUCAAAAAGAAAGAAGAAGUUUGUUUAAAUAUGAACAUGGCUCUGUCAAGGUAAAAUUAACGCCUUUGGUUAUAAAGUUAUUCUUUUUUCUCAUCCCAAGUUAGCUGUUUUCCUUACUAAGGAAAAAUAUUACAAUUUUCCUUUUAAAUUAAUAAAGAGAUGAAUGAAUCUUAUUUCAGUAAGCUAUUGAAGAAAUUUGAAACUGUUUAGAUCUACAGUGAACUUUGAGGGGGCGGAGUGAAUGAUACUACAAUAUCCGCUUCUUCAGUCAAGUUUUACAUUCGUAUUUUCCCAUUUAUCACCAUGACAUGUACUUCCUGUACUUGUGUCUGUAAUUGUGUAAUUUUGUCCAUUUACAAGACUGCUAGAUCUAACUUAAUAAUUACAUGCUUUUUCAUUUCUAGAGCAAAAGUGCUCUCGUUCAAUGGCGUUUUUUAAGCUACUUUUAUUAACGAAAGACGUUCAAAUUGUAGCAUACUUCACUCUCCUCUCGAAGAGAAUUUUAACCUGGAAGAAAAGAUGCAGUAAAAACUUAUCACUCACCGUGAAGAAUCAAACUUCAGACCUUCGGAUUCCGCCCGCCGCCGCUCACCACUGAGCCACAUAGACUCUGCAGUGAGCAAGGUCGUCACGAGGUACUGGGUAAUUUGGUAUUAUCAACUGAGUUGAUAAGGUCGAUGAAGAAGGACCAGUUACUGGCUACGUUAAUCGCUAAUACGCUAAUCGCAGCUGAUCCUUUUCUGAAUCGAAGAUUGCGGGUAAAUCGUUGUGUUUCCUUAGCAAAACAACUCUAGAGUAGGAGACCCCCUUGAAGAAAUCGAACAUUGUGCCAUAUUUCAUAAAGGUAGUGAAACAGCUGCAAAUCCCUGUUUGUCUACGGCUAAGAGGAAAAAACAAAGAACAGAGGAAGUUAAAGAACACAAAGGAAAGCCUGACUCAUUUUUAAGUGUGGAUUCAUCAUUCAUUUACUGAUGCAACUAGCCGUGAACAACACAUCCACUUCGGCUUCUUUUACACCCGACGCUGAAAGCUACCCUGGUGUAGACACAAAUGUAUUAAUCCCGCUUUCCAUAACAUGGGGUGCACUAGGUCUUGUGUCAACUGCACUCAACAUCAUCGUAUGCCUGAUAGUUCUGAGCGACCGACGGCUGUGGACAAUUACUAACUCAUUUAUAGUGUCUCUUUCGGUGGCCGACCUACUUAUAGCUGCUGCGCUCAUUCCGAUUUACAUUUGCGAGAACUUUACUAUGACGAAGACGCCAAUUACUGGGUAUGUUAUCGCCUUUCUACUUCUUGCGUCGAUCUUCAACAUCGGCGCGGUAACCUACGAGCGAUACGUGGCUCUGACCAGACCACUCGGUUACCGGGUGACAAUGAACGCUACCAGAGUAGCGGUGAUCAUCUCCCUGUGUUGGAUCUUACCUUGUUUCAUCUCGAUACUUCCAGUGGCUUGGGAUGCUGAUCCGAUGUCGAAAUAUCACAAAAUUUACCUGUUUGUUACUGUAUUUGGCUUCGUUCUGUUGCCGUGCUUGGUGAUGGUGUGGAUUUACGUGCGUCUUCUCCGCGUGGUGCGUCGAUUCAUCUCUCGAAAUCGAAGGCGGUCCACUUGGGGUAACAGAACGGGGGAGCGGGCGGGGAACGAAGACAAGGCGGUGAUAGUGUUUGCUCUAAUUUUCGGGAUGUUUCUUCUCUCUUGGAUGCCACUUAUUUACAUCAACAUCUGUGAAAUAUUUGAUCAGCUUAACCUGGUCUCGUUGCCACUUCUCUAUGUUUCGUUCUAUACUUUGCUUUUCAACACCAUCAUGGACCCAUUGAUUUACGCGUUUUUGAAGAAAGACUUCAGCGAAAGUUUAAAGAGAAGGUUGAAAAAAGACGACUAUAACACCCCAAGAGAAGAAUCACAAGUAGAAAUAACAAUGGUUAAAUCAAAAUGUUAACGAAAUAGUCUAAUAUCAAUUAAGAUUAAGUCGUAUUAAUUUUUUUUUAUAGAGCUUUUAAGGCAGAUUACUACAACAUCAACAGAUUCGCCAUUAUCAACUGUGAUCGGAACUUCUAUUUUUUUGCGCUGCUGUGUGGGAUCCCACCCAGGAGUGACCCCGCAGGGUUUUUAGUGAAAGCCGGUUGACGCUGUUUGUUUUUCUCGCGGGCAGGCUCUCGUGUUUUUGUGGUUUUGCUUUAUGGCCACUUAAACAAAAGGUUAGCGGACUCCCUGGUGACCAAAAAUAAGUUUCUCCUUACAAUAUCAAUCAUUUUCAAAGAGAAACGCCAUGAAAAGAAAGAAAAAUGUCAGCUUGGGGGAACUUGUUUGAUGAAACAUCAGAAUCUCAGAAUAAAAGUUAUGAUUAAUGUAUGACAAGGCGUGCGGAGAAUUGAUAUUUUGUGCGUGAAAAUUUUCACAUGUCGGAUUUUUUCUCGUAUUUUUACAACACAAAAGGAAAUCGCGUAAAUUCGAUUAUCUUUUCAAGAUUUAUGGGCUCGAUUGACAUUUAGUUUCAGCUGAAAUUUUUCUUUUUCAGUGAAACUAAGCCUGAAAACCUUUCACGAUAUCAAGUGGCCGUGAACAUCAGUUUUACGAGCAGUUUAUCUCGUAUUUUUUGUUUCUUCAGCAAAAACAUCCUUUUGAACGCCACUUUUAACUUUCUUGGUGCACUUAAUUAACUCGAUGCAUUUUUGAACGAUUUGAAAAUGCUCAAAUUCUUUUUUUUUUUUUUUUUUUUUUUCUUCUGAUAAUGACGGUCAGACUUUACUUUUAGCUUAAUUUCGAGAUAGUUCAGUGUGAAAAUCUCGUAUCGCACUCUAAAAUAGAUUUAUGCAUCUUGCAGUUGCCUAAUCGGGUAUAUAAAUUUUGACGAGUAUGUAAUUAAUAAAAAUGCACCCUUAGUAAAAGUAUAUGAGUGGGUGUGGCCGAAGCCAACUAUGAAAUCGCUAGUUAAUUUAAAAAAAGAUAAAAGCUGCUCUAGAGAAAGAAGAGACAUUUUCAUCUGAGGUGCACCAUAGGGAAAAAACAAUGUUGCAUCUCGAUAUCUUCCAACCCUACCUUCCAGUGAUUUUCCACGGGUCAUUAUCUGACUAGACAACAUAAGAGGUUUACGCUUAAUAUAGGGGGUGAUUCCUUGGAAAGUUGUUGAUAAAAUAGAACGCGUGUUAGAGUGGAAAAUACUUCUUAAUUAUCUUAUCUUAUUUUCUUUCAGUAAAGUUAAAAAAAUGACAUGAUUUAUUGAA